This is a messenger RNA of Chroicocephalus ridibundus (black-headed gull), 3825 nucleotides long. RefSeq names its product POF1B actin binding protein (gene POF1B). Bases 1202 to 3070 code for a protein of 622 amino acids. The transcript is spliced from 25 exons. Gene Ontology annotation, cellular component: adherens junction; bicellular tight junction; actin filament. Gene Ontology annotation, molecular function: actin filament binding. The record is from RefSeq and is a predicted model, not a curated record. Lineage: Eukaryota; Metazoa; Chordata; Aves; Charadriiformes; Laridae. Gene Ontology annotation, biological process: actin filament organization; bicellular tight junction assembly; epithelial cell morphogenesis.
UCUGGGUAGGAUUUGGCUAACUCUUAUUUUUCAGCAGCAAUUUUUAAAGUAGGUGAGCCCAUACGAGGCAUGCAACAAAUUCCUGGAGUUAAAGACUGAAGUUCUACGUCUGUGACAUGGAAAUCACAACAGCUCAUUUAAAAAAAUUAGUGGCUAUUCAAUGAUCAGAGAAGUGGAAUAAUUUUAAGAGUCUGCUCAGGAGAAUAUUAUAUUCUUCCUUUUGAACAUGGUUUACAAUCUUUCUUUGCUGAGCUGGAGCAGGUUUGCUUUCAUUGACCCUCGAGGGAAAUAGCAUCACGUUGAAAGUUUCCCUGGUGCAUACCCCAUGGCCCUCUUGCUUAAUGCUGAACUGGCAAAGAUGCUGGCAGACAUAUCAUAGACAAGCUGAUGAAGUCAGACUAAUGACUUAGGCUGGGUUCUGAACUUCAAGCUUUUGCCAUUUUGGUUGAGUGCCUGAGCCAAACCCCACAAGCACAGAAUGGGAGGGCAGAGCCAUAAGUGCCUACAUGCUGCUACUCUUCACUGUAUCUGGCUCAACUGCUUGAAUAGUGUGACUCACUCCAUUGGUAGAUGGUACAAAUGAGCAUGGAAGACCAGUAUCUCCCUUGGAAAGGACGUAAAAAUGAUCUCAAGUUGAUUAUCUUCAAUACCCUCUCAAGUAAAGACCGCUCUCAUUACAGAGUAUGUUGUGAUUGCAGAGGCACGAACCAGAAGGGCAAAGGGUCCAGCAGUACAAAGAACAACCUGUCAUCCGUUCAGUACUCUGUGUCUUGAAAUUGCUGUGGAAAUGUGGCAGAUGGGGCUCCAGGUGCCAGAGCCAACACUCUCUCUACAUUAGCAAGGUUUCGUUACGGCGCUGUAUUAGAACGGUAUCUGCUACAACGAUCGGUCCUUUCCCGCGGCCGGACCCGGCGGCGAGAGAAGGCAGGUGAACGGGCUGCAAAGCAGCACCGGGAGCUCCGCCACCCCCCGGCCCGCUCCGCCACCCCCGGGCCCUGCCUGCGCCCUCCCGCCGACGGUCCCGCUCCCGGCUGGCGGCCUGCCCGGAGAGAGGGAGGCGGCCGCGGGGCUCUGCCAGCCGGGUGUGCCCUGCCCAAGGCGCGGCUCCCUCGCAGGUACUAAUCGCCGCCCUGCCCCGGCUCCCUCCUGCAUUUGCCGCCCCGCUCCCCGCCGGAGCCGGCGGUGCCCGAGCGCGGCCGGCAUGUACGGGGGCCAGCAGCAGCUGCAGCCCCCCUCGCUGCCCCCGCACCUCCAGCAGCAGCAGCAGCACCACUACUACCGGCGCCAGCAGCACUACAGCACGCUCCCCGCCGCCCGGCGGCCUCUGGCCUACCCGGAGCCGCUGCCCCGGCCCCUGCCCUGCCGGGAGCCACCGCCCUGCCCGGAGCCGCUGCCCCGGACCCCGCCGUGCCGGGAGCCGCCGCCCUGCCCGGAGCCCCCGCCGCCGCCGCGGCCCCCGCCGUGCCGGGAGCCGCCGUCCUGCCCGGAGCCGGCGCCGCGGCCCUUGCCGUGCUUCGACCCGGCGCCCCACCAGCAGCAGGAAAGCGGGGUGGCGUACGACCGCGUGCGGACCUACGGCCCCGGCUGCCGGCGGGUCAGCACCUCCUGCUCCUCCCGGGCGGCCUCGCCGCUGGAGUGCUCGCACGGCUACCAGCAAGUCAUCUCCGGCUGCGACCCGCAACAGGGCACUAUUCGAAGGAUUAUUAUCGAGAAUCCUGAUCAGGAGCCGCUAUCCCCAUUUCUUAGAGGGGGGAAUUUCUGUCCUGGAAAUAAUGUCAUCUAUGAAAAGACAAUAAGAAAAUAUGAGCUAUUAAAUCCCCUCCAAGAGAAGCAGUACCAAUUUUCCCACCACUGUCAGAUUCCCCCGCAGGCCGAUCAGUGCCACGUUGUCCAGCCCUGCCAGCACUCUGAGCAGUCCCAAGUCACCCACCAGUGCCAGCAGACACAGACCAGCAGCCCCUGUGAAAUCAUCCCAGUCUCUGUCAGCGAUGACUGCCGAGGAAAUACAGUGCGGAGGGUAACGGUUCAAGCCUGUGAGCCGGUGAACUGCUCACAGGAAAAUAACGACCAACUGGACUGCCGCUACUUCGGUGAGCUUCUUGCUGAACUGAACCGCAAGACUAAUGACUUGUACAGCUGUUUACUACAGCACGUGGAAAAGAUAGGCGGAAGGAACCAUGAUGUUGAAUUUACGUGCCAGACUGAAGAAAUUGAAGAUUUGAUUCCCAAAGGACUGUCUGAGACAACAAAGCAGCAGAUUCGUUAUCUCCUCCAGAUGAGAGUGACAUCAGACAAAUCUCUGAGACUCGUGCUUUCCACUUUCAAAAAUUUACGUGAAGAGCUUUGCCAUUUGCAGGAUGACUUGGGGAAGCUAGAAACUGAGAAUGUCUGUCUUAAGAAGGAUUUGGCUUUUAAAGAUUCUCAAGUAAAAGAAUACGAAACUAUGUUGACUUCUCUGAGAGAGAAUAAUCGUCAGCAGCAGCAAGGGCUGAGAGAGAGCACCGCAAAGUGCCGCUCUCUGGAAGAACAGCUCCUCUCCCUGCGGCUCAGCGACGGGGAGAAGGAGUGUCAGCUGAAGGAAGCAGAGUACUGCAAGCGAGCCUUGGAGCAAGAGAUCCAGAGCCUCAGACUACAGACCUGCUCUAAUCCAACACUACAGACCACCACAGAUGAACUCUCCAGCCGUUAUGUAGAGAUGAUCAAUAACUUGAGAGAAGAUAAAGAUCGUGAGAUCCGCAGUCUGAGGUCUCAGUUAUCCCAAUUCCAGCAAGAUAUAUCAAGGAGAGAAGGAAGUAACAGUGACUUGCAAAUAAGGUUGCACGAACUGACGUCAAUGUUGGAGGAGAAAGAGGCUUUUAUUAAACAACAGCAAGAGGACCUCUUCAGAUUGAAGCAUGAGAAAUUAUCAGGCAGUCAGUCCCCCGGUGUAACAGCUAUCAUCACCAAGAAGUACAGGAAUCAGUAUCCUAUUCUGGGUCUCCUGUCUGAUGACUACAAGGUUACGUCACCUGUCAAUAAAUCACAAACUAUUGUCAUUGAGAGGACUGGAGAGAUAUGGAAACAUGAAUGAAAGAAAUCCCUAAGCUAUCAGAGCUGCUCAAAGGAGUUCACGAUGACUAAAAUUGCUUUACUUUCUGCUAUUUUGCAUCUGGAAAAGGUUCGGUCUGAUAGUGAGAAAGGCUGGGGAACACAUUAAGGACAUGGAAGCAUGAAGAUGAUGGAAAACACCGUCUCAUCCUCCCCAUAAAGAACUCUCUUACCUGUGUCCAUAAUCUGCCACUAACAGCUGUGGACAAACAUACUUUUUCAUGCACUUACUUCUCUCAGAAGAGCACGCUAUGCCAGGCUUUCGUGGACUUCAGUUUUUCUUGACAUGACUAACGUCUGUUCUUCAGCCAGUCCUGAAGCAACUAAAAGACAAAAGAAAGAAAUCUGAAACCUUUUCCUUUUUGCACUAUUAUUUGCCAUAUUCUUCAGUUCUUUCUACUCAUGCUGAGAAGUGAGAAUGUUACAAAUUUAAGUCCGACACAUAAAGAUUGGCUGGUUUCAGUGCAGAUCUGCAGAUUGCUCUUUUAUCUACUACUGCCCAGUGAAGGUGAGCAAACCCCAGAAACAACCUUUAUGGGGAAUUUUAAAAAUACCUCACUUCAAAAUGCUUACCUUCCCUCUGCCUAUGUAUGGGAAGCUAAAACACAAAGGAGAAUUACUCCAGAUAUACAAUUCCUCACACUCAGCUACUGAAUUAGCAAAUACCAGACUUACCUAGUGAAAUGAUGGGGCGCAUGCUAAUUUUGAAGCAUGUUAUUGACCUCAGAGUUGGUGUAU